AUGAUAUGUGGGUACGCUAUUCCACGUGUGAACUGCUCAUGGAAAAUUGCGCCAUAUUUUUCGCACGUGGUCACUACUGAAAGUCGUAAGUUGAAGUACUUUAUUGUGCUUAUUUUCCUUGAAUCGGUCAAACUGGUGCUUUUAACUCGUUAUUUUAUAAGUCAACUAGCCACGACGGUGGCUAAAUUUUCUAAACCACCAUUCACAAGAUUAGCCACUACAACAAUCAAUAGACCAUUGCAAUCUAUACAGAAUACAUCAGACACGCCAAAAAUCGUGCGUCGUCGAUGGUGGAAAGAAGCAAUAGCUUAUCAGAUAUAUCCACGAAGUUUUCAGGAUUCAAAUGGUGAUGGUAUCGGCGAUCUGACUGGUAUCAUACAACGGUUGGAUCAUAUUAAAGAUUUAGGCGCUGAUCUUAUUUGGUUAUGUCCAAUAUUCAAAAGUCCAAACGAUGAUAAUGGAUACGAUAUUAGUGAUUAUCAAGUAAUAAUGGAUGUUUUUGGUAACAUGGCCGAUAUGGAACGUUUAAUCAAAGAAAUACAUGAUAGAAAAAUGAAAAUAAUCUUCGAUAUGGUGUUAAAUCAUACGAGCGAUGAGCACAGCUGGUUCAUUGAAUCUCGUUCAUCGAGAACAAGUACAAAAAGAGACUGGUAUAUAUGGCGUGAUGGUAAACCGGGAGGUUUGAGACCGAAUAAUUGGGAAAGUAUAUUUAAUGGAUCUGCAUGGGAGUAUGAUAAAACUACUGAUCAAUAUUAUCUACAUUUAUUUUCACCUAAAAUGCCUGAUUUAAAUUGGGAAAAUGCUGAUUUACGUCAAGAAUUGUAUAAAAUUUGCAACUGGUGGUUAGCUAAAGGUAUCGAUGGUUUUCGAAUUGACGCUAUAUCACAUAUAAAAAAGAAACCUGGUCUACCAGAUUUGCCUAAUCCAAAACAAUUAGAAUUUGUCUCGUCAUUUGAUUAUCAUAUGAACGUUGAAGGAAUCGAAGAAUAUUUAAGAGAAUUUCGUAAUGCAACAUUUGGUACUCUAGAUGUUGUUAGUGUGGGUGAAGCAAAUGGAGUAGGAGCAGAUCAAGCACAAGAUUGGGUUGACGAAGAUACUGGAAUAUUCAAUAUGAUUUUUCAAUUUGAAGGACUUAAUCUGUGGGCAAAAGCAUUAGGCGCAUUAGACGUUUUGGCGUUGAAACGUAUUAUGACAAGAUGGCAAAAAGCUUUAGAAGCGAAAGGUUGGAAUGCAUUGUUUCUUGAAAAUCAUGAUAAACCACGUAUUGUAUCUACUUGGGGUAAUGAUAAAGAAUAUCUACGAGAAUGUGCCACAGCAUUUGGAACUGUUUACUUUCUUAUGAUGGGAACACCAUUUAUUUAUCAAGGUCAAGAAAUUGGUAUGACGAAUGUCAAAUACCCUUCGAUCAAUGAUUAUAAUGAUGUUGCUGCUAAGAAUUUUUACAAUUUGGAAUUGGCAAAAGGUAUUGAUCAUCGGGAUAUAAUGGAAAUAAUUUAUGUAACUGGACGUGAUAAUGCUCGAACACCAAUGCAAUGGGAUGAUAGUCCAAAUGCUGGUUUUUCUACUGCUCAACAAACAUGGUUAGGUGUCAAUCCAAAUUAUGUUCAUAUUAAUGUCCAACAACAAUCAAAAGAUGAAAAUUCUAUAUUAAAUUUUUAUAAACGUUUAAUAAAAUUACGUAAAAAUAAUGACGUGUUUAUCUAUGGCACAUACGAUUUAAUUCUUUCAAAUCAUAAACAAGUCUACGGUUAUACGCGAACAUUAAACGAUAAACGUGCUUAUAUUUUAAUAAACUUAACCGAUCGUCCAGCACAAUUUACUUUAUAUCAAAGUUUGUCUUCAAAACAAUUAGUAUUAACUAAUUUAAUUGACCCAAUUCAAGAACACGAGGAUGAAAAAACAUUUAAAUUUCAUCCGUAUGAAAUCAGAGUUUAUAUUAUCGAUCAUAAACUGCACACGACAAUAUCAAAAAAUCAAAUGGAACCAAGUAAAAAUCCUUCGAUUGAGACGUUGAAUGAGUUGAAUUCAACAGUUUCGACACCGAUCAGCACUUUAACUACAUCCGAAGUACCACUAACUAAAAAACAAACACAAGUACUGGAAAAAGUAAAACAAAAAAGAACAAAUAACCCAUUAGUAGAAAUAAACGAAAACGUGAAGAAAAAACAAAAAGGAGAGAUAAACGAUUCAAAUGAAUCAUUGAUAAAAAAAUAUCAAAGCCAAAGAUCAUUAAUUCUGAAUCAAGAAAACAUUGAACCUAUUAUUCGAACCUCAACAUUCGAACAACAACGACGUCCAUUUUCAUCUUAUUCUAGUCUGACUUUGAAAGAUCAAUAUGAUGUUGUUAAUGAAACAACAACGUCUACAGAUAAAGUAGACGAUGAAGAAUCAACUGACACGAGAAGCAAAUAUAUUAAUUACUGUGCUUGUGAACAAGCAAAACAAAAACAUCUAUUAAGAGAUCAGAAUGAAGAAAUAUUAAAACACACUCAAGAGCAAAUGUGA
Molecule: messenger RNA, 2505 nt
Organism: Didymodactylos carnosus
Lineage: Eukaryota; Metazoa; Rotifera; Eurotatoria; Philodinida; Philodinidae
Source: the annotation of a GenBank genome assembly